Molecule: messenger RNA, 2633 nt
Organism: Striga asiatica
Lineage: Eukaryota; Viridiplantae; Streptophyta; Magnoliopsida; Lamiales; Orobanchaceae
Source: the annotation of a GenBank genome assembly
AUGUUCAGAACCGUCACCCUCGAGCAACCCUCCAAGGUCGCGAUGCACGAGGAUGGGGCGGUCAUUGCGACCUAUCUCAUGUCCACCAUUUCAAAGAAGGUCACCCGCCAAUUAAAAGAUUGGGACUGCGCAUUGAGAUCAGCAAUGGAAGCAUCACAAGGAGGAGGAGCAUCAGAUAGAGAAAAAGUCAACUUAUCGUCGUCCUCUACCACUUUAUCUGCUCCUUUAUCUGCUGUUGCUACUUUCUGGAAAGAUUUUGAUUUAGAGAAAGAAAGGACCAUCCUGGAUGAACAAGGACUAAGAAUAGCAGAAAAUCAGGAAAACAGUCAAAAAAACCGUCGUAAGCUUGCAGAGAGCACUAGAGACUUCAAGAAGGCUUCAAAUGAAGAGAAGUUGGUUUUGUUCAACUCUUUACUCAAGGGUUAUCAAGAAGAGGUUGAUAAACUUACCAAAAGGGCGAAAUUUGGAGAAAAUGCAUUUCUUAACAUUUACCAGAAACUGUACGAAGCGCCGGAUCCAUACCCUGUUAUUACUUCAAUUGCUGAGAAGGAUGCCAGAUUGUCUGAACUAGAGUCUGAAAAUAGAAAGAUGAAGGUUGAGCUUGAAGAGUUCCGCACGGAAUCAACCCAUUUGAAGAAUCAACAGGCAACGAUAAGAAGACUUGAGGAGCGAACCCGCCAGUUAGAACAACAGAUGGAGGAAAAAGUGAAAGAAAUUGUUGAAAUUAAGCAACGCAAUUUGGCCGAGGAGAAUCAAAAAACUAUGGAAGUUCUUAAAGAAAGGGAACGAAUGUUGCAAGAUCAAUUACGCCAAGCUCAAGAAAGUGUUUCCACCAUGCGAAAGCUUCAUGAGUUUGCACAGAACCAGUUGUUUGAGCUUCGUGCCCAAUCAGAAGAGGAGAGAGCUGCGAAGCAAUCGGAAGUUAAUCUUCUAAUGGAUGAAGUGGAUCAAGCUCAAACUCGCCUUCUCAGUCUUGAAAGAGAGAAGGGUCUUCUACGGUCACAGUUACAAUCAGCUCAUGAUGAGAGCGGAAAUAAAAGAAGUGUGGAUGCAAGUACCAUGCUGGAGAAUUCCCUCAUUGCAAAGGAAAAGAUAAUAUCUGAAUUGAAUAUGGAACUUCACAAAAUUGAGACAACACUGUCUAAUGAGCGGGAAUAUCAUUUGAAUGAACUGAAGAACUUGAAGGUUAUGCUCCAUGAGAAGGAAAUUGAGCUAGAGGAGUUGAAGAAAGAGCUUCAGGCCAGGCCAACUGAGAAACUAGUUGAUGAUUUACGUAAGAAAGUAAAAAUUUUACAGGCUGUGGGCUACAAUUCGAUUGAGGCUGAGGACUGGGAAGCAGCUACAAGUGGGGAAGAAAUGAGUAAACUGGAAUCAUUACUUCUGGACAAGAACCGGAAAAUGGAGCAUGAACUGACACAGUUUAAGGUCAAAAUUGCUGAAAAGUCAGAUUUGCUGGAAGUAGCUGAAGUCAAGAUUAGAGAGCUAACAGCUCAGGUCGACGAACAACAGAGGCUCAUCCAGAAACUUGAAGAUGACAUACUUAAGGGUUACAGUUCCAAUGAUAAAAAAGGCAGUGUUUUGGAUGAAUGGGACCUUUCGGAGUCUGGAAGCAUAAAUCAAGUUGAUAAUUCAGAACAAAGGCGUGCUCCAUCUGAUCUAGAUCAAAGUUCUAUGCUUAAGGUGAUUUGCAACCAACGGGAUCGAUUUCGAGCACGUUUGCGGGAGACAGAAGAGGAAAUACGGAAGCUGAAUGAGAGGAUUGGAAUGCUGACAACAGAGCUUGAAAAAACAAAAGCAGACAAUGUCAAGCUCUAUGGAAAAAUUCGUUAUGUUCAGGACUACAAUGCUGAGAAAGUAAUAUCCAGAGGAUCAAAGAAGUAUGCUGAAGAUCUGGAGAGUGGGUUUAGUUCUGAUGUUGAAUCCAAAGAUCAAAGGUACAAGGAGCUCGGUUUGAGGGAUAAAAUCACUCUCAGCAGUGGACGCUUUCUUCUCGGCAACAAGUAUGCAAGAACCUUCGCAUUUUUCUACACAAUUGGGUUGCACAUAUUGGUGUUCACCUGCUUGUACAGAAUGUCUGCCUUAAGCUACCUCAGCCAUGGACCCGAGGAAACUCUUAAUGGAGAUAACAUCAAUCUUCCCCAUCCUCAAUAACCAUAACCAACCUGACAUUUGCACUCUUAACUUUGUCAAGAUCAUCCCUUGUAUGGAUCAAAUGGUUCGUGCAUAAGUUUAUUUUAUCACCUUUUAUAUGUCAAUCCAGAAAUAUAGUUUGUAAUUUUAAGAUUCGGAUGUCGAGUUAUCAUUUUGAUUUGGGCGUAAUUUAUUGUGUGAAUUUGAGCAUUGCUUUCCUAAUUGUUGCUCCGAGAUAGCUCUAUAAUAUCGUACAUUUUUUUUUACCAAGAGAGCUCCGAGUUAGAUGUGUUGCAAUGCUACUAGUCGGAAGGUCAGUAUCCCUUACGGCCGGCUCCUUACCACUCAACUUUAGCCGCGCAAGAAGUUGAACUACAAGUUAUCAGACGACUCCUUCAGAAGCUGCUUAGUAGAAUUUUUGUUCAUUUUCUACUCCAGGCGUACAAGGACUCAAUUAUGGAGAUAAAUGAAAAUUACGACAGUAUGUUGUGAAGCAAANUUUU